Messenger RNA from Lasiosphaeria miniovina, 999 nucleotides. RefSeq lists its product as uncharacterized. The record is from RefSeq and is a predicted model, not a curated record. NCBI's taxonomy places the organism in Eukaryota, Fungi, Ascomycota, Sordariomycetes, Sordariales, Lasiosphaeriaceae. Gene Ontology annotation, molecular function: procollagen-proline 4-dioxygenase activity; iron ion binding; L-ascorbic acid binding. Gene Ontology annotation, biological process: peptidyl-proline hydroxylation to 4-hydroxy-L-proline. Gene Ontology annotation, cellular component: endoplasmic reticulum. The transcript has a single exon. Bases 1 to 999 code for a protein of 332 amino acids.
AUGGCCAUGGCAAGCCUGGCUAAAGUAGCCGGCAUCUCCGCCGGCGCGGUGCUGCUCGCGCUGAACAUACCACACAUCCCACACCUGUCAUCGCAGCGCCUCACAGCCUUUGUCGGCGACUUCCCGAUACCCGACUACCCGUUCGCCCUCCCCUUCUUCAGAGGCAGCGACACCAACGACACCGACGGCGACACCGACGACACCGACGACAACCCCUCCGAAGCCCCGUUCGUCUGCGACGCGUCCCACACGUACCGGGCCGAGAUCGUGUCCCUCGAGCCGCUGCUCAUCUACAUCCACGCCCUUGUCACACCGCCCGAGAUCGCCUCGAUCCUGCGCACGGCGGAGCCGCUGUUCGCGCCGUCGCAGGUGACCAAGAACGGGCGGCAGCAGCGCACGUCGGACCGGACGUCGAGCUCGGCAGGCCUGCCGCGCGACGACGGCGCGGUGCGGUGUGUGGUCGCGCGCGCGCGCGGCUUCCUCGGCACGCUGCUGCGCGACGACUACGACGAGAUGGGCCCGCCGCAGCUCGUACGCUACACGGCCGGCCAGCGCUUCAACGUGCACCACGACUGGUUCGACUCGCCGCGCGCCGCGGCCGACGGGACGAGCAGAGAGUGGAACCGUAUCGCUAGUUUCUUUGCCAUCCUGCAGGAUAAUUGUACUGGAGGCGAGACGUAUUUCCCCCAUGCCGAGGCUGUCGCGCCGUCGAGUCCCUGGGGCGGGCCGUCGUGGCACGGUGGAGGCGGUGUUGGUGAUGAUGGGGACGAGGAUGGAAAAGAGACGGACUCGUUGUCGCCAGGCCCAAAGCCGCUGUGGAGAGAGCACGAGGACGGCGGGCUGGCGUUCAGGCCCGUCGCUGGCAACGCCCUCUUCUGGGUCAACCUGCACGCCAACUGGACGGGCGACGUGCGGACCAAUCAUGCCGGGCUCCCGCUGGUCGACGGCCUGAAGACGGCCAUGAACAUCUGGCCGAGGCAGUACCGCCCGGAUACCUGA